This is a messenger RNA of Pseudophryne corroboree (corroboree frog), 3502 nucleotides long. It is a transcript of the gene COQ8B, whose product is annotated as coenzyme Q8B. Gene Ontology annotation, biological process: ubiquinone biosynthetic process. NCBI's taxonomy places the organism in Eukaryota, Metazoa, Chordata, Amphibia, Anura, Myobatrachidae. The transcript is spliced from 15 exons. The record is from RefSeq and is a predicted model, not a curated record. Bases 209 to 2044 code for a protein of 611 amino acids.
AGCCAAUCACACAGCGCACAUUGCAGAACAAGUUUUGUGAUAGGUGGCCUUGUCACACGGUGCUGCUGAUUGGCUGUGACUGUGAGCACCCGGCACAGUGAGUGAGCGAGCGGUCGCAGUACCGAGGUUUGUGUUUGGAUUGGAAUAGAAGUUGCCCGAUUCAAAGAUGGCGGUGAGCGUAUAGUGAGUUCUGGAACCAGAGCAGAAGAUGUGGGGAGAGGUCGUAAUGGUGUUACAGGGAGCGUCCCGUGUGGCGCAAGCUGUGGUGAAGAGGGGCUGUGAAUCACUGCGUAUGGUGGCUGCUACCUCCACAUUGGGAAGUGGGUUUAAGUCUGUGCAGUCCUCUGCCGAGCGAUGUGUGGGGACCGCUUUCACAAACAUGCAGCUCCGCAAGAUGGAUUCCAGGGAGCGCCCAUUAUCUCCCGAGGUCAGCGAUGACUCUUGGAGUGUGAUGUCAGAGUUUUCGCCAGUAGAAGACGCCUCGCCUCCAAGGACAGCCUCUGGUGAGCAGCAGAAGAAUGGGCUGGGCAUGGCUGGACCAAGCGUGGGGCAAGUCAGAAGUUACGGCACAGUUAGAGGCCUGACAGCUGAGGAACUGGAGAGAGCAAGGGAGGCGAAACUGCAGGGUGGAGCAGAGGAUCAUGGGAGACCUAAGCGGCAGAAGCUGAGUGAGCGGGCUAGAGAGAGGAAAGUACCUGUAUCUCGCAUCAGUCGCAUGGCAAACUUUGGGGGCUUGGCUGUCAGCCUUGGAAUCGGUGCUCUGACAGAGGUAGCGAAACAGUCUCUGAGCCAGGAAAAGAAGUCAGACACUAGCCGCUCUGUCCUGGAAACGAACACGUUUAUGAGUGAGGCCAACGUAGAGCGGUUCGUGGACACCUUGUGUAAAGUUCGGGGGGCUGCACUGAAGAUUGGACAGAUGCUCAGUAUUCAAGAUAACAGCUUCCUGAGUCCAGAGCUGCAGAAGAUCUUUGAGAGAGUGAGACAGAGCGCAGACUUUAUGCCUUCCUGGCAGACAGCUAAAGUGCUGGAGGAGGAGCUGGGUUCUGGCUGGAGAGAAAAACUGGCCUAUUUUGAGGAGAAACCCUUUGCAGCAGCCUCUAUUGGCCAGGUCCAUCUUGCCAGGCUGCUGGAUGGGCGCGAGGUAGCUAUGAAGAUCCAGUAUCCUGGAAUCGCUCAAAGUAUUAAGAGUGAUGUGGAUAAUCUGCUAUCCAUUCUGAAGUUAAGCGUUGUUGUGCCUGACGGUUUGUUUGCUGACAGCAGCGUGCAGGUCCUACAGAAAGAACUGGCCUGGGAGUGCGACUACCUGCGGGAGGCAGAGUGCAGUAAAAGAUUCAGGCAGCUCCUAAGUGAUGAUUCCUUCUUCAAGGUCCCAGAGGUGAUUGAUGAUCUUACUACGAAGAGGGUGCUGACUAUGGAACUGGUCUCUGGGGUCCCGCUGGAUCAGUGUGCUGAGCUUGAUCAGAAUACCCGCAACCAGAUCUCGUACAGUGUCCUGCGCCUCUGCCUGCAGGAGGUCUUUCAGUUCCACUUCAUGCAGACCGAUCCAAACUGGUCCAACUUUUUCUACGAUGCUGAGAAGAACAAGAUGAUGCUGUUGGAUUUUGGAGCCAGUCGAGCCUUUGAGAACAAGUUCACGGACGAUUAUAUUGAGGUUGUGAAAGCGGCUGCAGAGGGGGAUCGAUCAAAAGUUCUACAGAAGUCCAGAGAUCUUAAAUUUCUGACCGGUUUUGAAACCAAGGUGUUUGAGGAGGCGCACGUAGACGCGGUGAUGAUUCUAGGCGAGGCUUUUAAGUCGGAGGAACCGUUCAAUUUCGGCAGACAGAACACCACCCAAAGGAUCCACAACUUAAUCCCAGUCAUGCUGAAGCACAGGCUCACCCCUCCGCCUGAGGAAUCCUACUCACUGCACCGGAAGAUGGCAGGCUCCUUUCUCAUCUGCGCCAAGCUUAAGGCGGUCAUUCCAUGUAAAGAGCUCUUUGAUGGGGUUUACCAGCAGUACUGGGCACAAAGGGGUCAGGAGAGAACGCAGACACCCUCUGAUUAAACCACUCCGCCACUUUUAUCUUUUACUUGAAAUUAAUGCAAAAUUCCGCUGUACUUUUUUGUACUUUACUGGCCACCAUAUGAGUAUAUCCUUCUCGCCAUGCGGAAUUGUAAGGUCUUUUCACAGGUUUGUUUGUUUUUUCAGCCGUCGGUAUGGGCCCAUCUUGCGAAGACAAGCAUUCCGGAUGAGCAGCAUCUUGUCUGAAUACACUGAUUACUCUGGUGUUUAUCAGACUUGGGCUAGCAGACUCUGGACUUCCUAUAUAAUCGGUUUUACUUUUUCUCACCACAUUGCAUGCUUUUCAGUUGAAUGUAUGUCGGUAAGCUUUGAAAACUCAGGCCUUAUCCAAAGUGUGGAUUGACUUUCAGUAACUUCUCAUUUCAUUUUUUUUUUUUUUUUUUAACAAUUAAUCACUUAAUCCGCUAUUGCGUGUCCUUUGAAGCUGCCUCGUUGUUCUGGAAGAUAGGAUUCCCUGUGAAAUUUCCCUGUUGACAGCAGGACUUGGGAACAAUGUAAAAUAGGUCGCCCUGGUUCUAGGCAGUGAUAUGCCUCCAGAAACCCAGAGACGGGGCUUAUAUUCCUCACCAUGAAGAUUAUGUAAGUAAAUGGAUUAAAGUGUGCAGCUCCUGCUAAGAGACUUAUGCCAACUCAGAAUAUUAUAGACCUCUCUGCACUUCAGUUCGUUGCUGCUGCUGGCAAGUGCCCCUUACUUGGCAGCGAUCACCCUUUUCAUUGUAACUAUAAACAACCUCUAAUCCGCGUGCCCGAUAAAUCCAGAUUCUAUAAACAAAUAUAUAUAUAUAUGGGAAAAGUUACAGGAACUACUCGGUGCUAAGGCUAUUUAAGAUCACUGAAGUUGUGGAAGCAUUUUUAUAUAGGCAACAGACCAUUUUGAUAGGCUAACGUAGGUCCUUUCUGAUCUGAGGGUCAUUCUACUGGCCUUAAGACCAAAAGCAUGUCCGAUGCGGCUUUAUAAACCUACCAUUGAUACCUAUGAUGAGUACAAGUGUCCAGCCGUCAUAGUGUGAAUGCAGGAUGAAGCAUCUUGUACUUGUCUUUCCCUCUAGAGUUCCCUCCCGCAAGGGCUGGACAUACAUAUAUGAUCCUUUUUCCAACAGUUAGCCGAAUUGCUCUUUGGUCACUCAGCACUAGAAGCGCAGAUCUGCUGUAAUGGCAAUGAAUCGUGAGCACCCGUGCAAGUGAGCCGGUGGCGGAGUCUAGGAUGGCCGUUAACAAGAGCAGUUAUUUGUACUCUGGUAGGAACCUAGGACAGAUAUAGUCUCCUGUUAUCUCAGUGAUGUGUUACAAGAUGGACCUUUUCUUAUUGUCUCCCUCUAUUGCAUACACAGUAACUGCUUCCGCUGUCAGGCUAUGACAUUGUGUUCCGUCACCAAAGAAGCCAGACACGUUUGUGUAUAAAAUGUCAGAGUACUUUUAUUAAAUAAGUUAUACAGAAAA